This is a messenger RNA of Dipodomys spectabilis (banner-tailed kangaroo rat), 1296 nucleotides long. Its product is annotated as loricrin-like. The coding region runs from base 1 to 1296 and encodes 431 amino acids. The transcript has 2 exons. The record is from RefSeq and is a predicted model, not a curated record. Lineage: Eukaryota; Metazoa; Chordata; Mammalia; Rodentia; Heteromyidae.
AUGUGGAGAGACCUGCAGCCUAAGUCGGGCCGGGGCGUGGCCUCCGAGAGGCGCCUGGUGCACAGUGUGGGUGUGGGUGUGGGGGACGGGGUGUCCUGUGUGGGUGACGGGGUGUCCUGUGUGGGUGACGGGGUGUCCUGUGUGGGGGAUGGGGUGUCCUGUGUGGGGGAUGGGGUGUCCUGUGUGGGUGACGGGGUGUCCUGUGUGGGGGAUGGGGUGUCCUGUGUGGGGGAUGGGGUGUCCUGUGUGGGUGACGGGGUGUCCUGUGUGGGGGACGGGGUGUCCUGUGUGGGGGAUGGGGUGUCCUGUGUGGGUGACGGGGUGUCCUGUGUGGGGGAUGGGGUGUCCUGUGUGGGGGAUGGGGUGUCCUGUGUGGGGGAUGGGGUGUCCUGUGUGGGUGACGGGGUGUCCUGUGUGGGUGAUGGGGUGUCCUGUGUGGGGGAUGGGGUGUCCUGUGUGGGUGACGGGGUGUCCUGUGUGGGGGAUGGGGUGUCCUGUGUGGGUGACGGGGUGUCCUGUGUGGGGGAUGGGGUGUCCUGUGUGGGGGAUGGGAUGUCCUGUGUGGGGGAUGGGGUGUCCUGUGUGGGGGAUGGGGUGUCCUGUGUGGGGGAUGGGGUGUCCUGUGUGGGGGAUGGGGUGUCCUGUGUGGGUGACGGGGUGUCCUGUGUGGGGGAUGGGGUGUCCUGUGUGGGUGACGGGGUGUCCUGUGUGGGGGAUGGGGUGUCCUGUGUGGGGGAUGGGAUGUCCUGUGUGGGGGAUGGGGUGUCCUGUGUGGGGGACGGGGUGUCCUGUGUGGGUGACGGGGUGUCCUGUGUGGGGGAUGGGGUGUCCUGUGUGGGUGACGGGGUGUCCUGUGUGGGGGAUGGGGUGUCCUGUGUGGGGGAUGGGAUGUCCUGUGUGGGGGAUGGGGUGUCCUGUGUGGGGGAUGGGGUGUCCUGUGUGGGUGACGGGGUGUCCUGUGUGGGGGAUGGGGUGUCCUGUGUGGGGGAUGGGGUGUCCUGUGUGGGGGAUGGGAUGUCCUGUGUGGGGGAUGGGGUGUCCUGUGUGGGUGACGGGGUGUCCUGUGUGGGGGAUGGGGUGUCCUGUGUGGGGGAUGGGGUGUCCUGUGUGGGUGACGGGGUGUCCUGUGUGGGGGAUGGGGUGUCCUGUGUGGGGGAUGGGAUGUCCUGUAUGGGGGAUGGGGUGUCCUGUGUGGGUGACGGGGUGUCCUGUGUGGGGGAUGGGGUGUCCUGUGUGGGGGAUGGGGUGUCCUGUGUGGGUGACGGGGUGUCCUGUGUGGGUGUCCUGUGUGGGUGA